Molecule: messenger RNA, 1284 nt
Organism: Linum trigynum
Lineage: Eukaryota; Viridiplantae; Streptophyta; Magnoliopsida; Malpighiales; Linaceae
Source: the annotation of a GenBank genome assembly
UUGAUUAUCCAUACCACUAAUUGUCGUCUCGUCUCCAAACCUACUUCAUCACACAGUCACAAUCACUCCACCUUCCACCUCAGAAGGACAAAGAAAGUACCAAUUUUUUAUUCCUUCUCUCAUUUCCCUUUUCCAUGGCAUUCUACCUUUUUUCUCUCAAGAUAUCUCCUUUUGGCCUUUUCACGAUUCUCUUCUCAUCCCUUCCAUUGGAGGCUCGAUCACAUCACACACCUAUAUAUGCACACAAUCAAAACCAAAUCCUUAACAAAGCGCUCUCCUCUCUCAAUUCUCCAUCUCCUUUUCCAGUAGCCCAUACCUUCUUCCCCCUUUGCCCAUAAUCACUCCUCUCCCCUGCCUCUUGCUCUUUUGUCACUUUCCCCUUCAAUUUCACUACUCGCUCUCCCUUUAUAUCGCUGCCCUAUCCUAACAUUCAAAGGCAAGGCAGGUGGGAAGAGAUUCGAGAAAAUGAAGAUCCGGUGCGAUGUCUGCGACAAGGCCGAAGCCAGCGUCUUCUGCAGCGCCGACGAGGCCGCCCUCUGCUCCACCUGCGACCGCCGAGUCCACCACGCCAACAAGCUCGCCGGCAAGCACCUCCGCUUCUCCCUCCACCACCCCAACUCCUCCAAGGACUCCCCUCUCUGCGACAUCUGCCAGGAGAGGAGGGCGUUUCUGUUCUGCCGGGAAGACAGGGCGAUUCUGUGCCGGGAGUGCGACAUCCCAAUCCACACCGCCAACGAGCUGACCUGCAAUCACAACCGCUUUCUCUUGACCGGCGUCAAGCUCUCCACCUUUUCAGCUCGGUACGACCCCACCACCGCGACCACGACGGCGGCCAGCUGUAGUGCGAAAAGGGGCCGGUCCCAGCAGAAGCAGCCGCCGCCAGCGCCAGCUGUACCGCGUUAUAGUGAUAAUUGUUAUGGCGACAAAUUGGACCGGGAGAGAAGUUCUCCGGCGUCGUAUAGCACAGUGGAUGAGAGCAGCGGCGCCCACAUGAUGAGCUGUAGCGGCGACACUGCGACGGCCGGGUCGGCCACCACUACUAGCAGUAGCAUCUCGGACUACUUGGAAAAUCUACCGGGUUGGCAGGUCGACGACUUUCUUGACCAGGCCGGUUUUCCCGUCUGGAAGACGCCGUAUAUGUGAACAGAGGAAGUUUGACUUUUCUUAUUUACUGCGGAACUAACUGAGCCCUGUUUUGGACGGUGGAGAUUGCUGCUGCUGUUUUGGUCUCUGGUCUUGGAUCUUUUUUUCUUUUACUGCCGCUAGUAAAGUAAUGGUCCUUUU